Adineta ricciae is the source of this 2628-nucleotide messenger RNA. NCBI's taxonomy places the organism in Eukaryota, Metazoa, Rotifera, Eurotatoria, Adinetida, Adinetidae. The record is from the annotation of a GenBank genome assembly.
AUGUCAAAAUCAUCGACAACAGUUCCAUUAACCGAUAAGGAUCGUCGUAAACAAAUUUCGAUUCGAGGUCUACCAGUCUUGGAAAACGUUGCAUCAGUUAAGAAAACUUUCAAUCGUCAUUUACAUUUUACAAUUGUCAAAGAUCGUAAUGUUGCUACCAAUCGUGAUUACUAUUUGUCAACAGCAUAUACGGUACGCGAUCAUCUCGUUGGUCGAUGGAUUCGCACCCAACAGCAUUAUUAUGAAACGGAUCCCAAACGUGUUUAUUAUUUGUCAUUGGAAUAUUACAUGGGACGAUCUUUAUCAAAUAUGAUGAUCAAUCUUGGCAUUGAAUCAGAAUUGGAUGAAGCUUUAUAUGAACUUGGCUUAUCGAUCGAAGAAUUAGAAGAUUUUGAAGAGGAUGCUGGUUUAGGUAAUGGUGGUCUUGGUCGACUUGCCGCUUGUUUUCUUGACUCAAUGGCUACAUUGGGAUUAGCUGGUUAUGGUUAUGGUUUACGUUAUGAAUUUGGUAUAUUUCAACAAACAAUUAAGGAUGGUUUUCAAUGUGAAGAGCCUGACGAUUGGUUACGUUACGGAAAUCCAUGGGAAAUUCCUCGACCAGAAUAUCAAAUACCUGUGAAUCUCUAUGGUCGUGUUGUUGAACAAGAUGGAAAGGCAAAAUGGGUUGAUACCAAAGUGAUUAUGGCAAUGCCAUACGAUACACCGGUGCCUGGCUAUAAUAAUAAUGUCGUUAAUACUCUUCGCUUAUGGAGUGCUAAAGCAGCUCAAAAAUUCAAUUUUCAAUUUUUUAAUGAUGGAGACUAUCUCAAUGCUGUCAGCGAUCAAAGUUUAGCUGAAAAUGUAACACGGGUUCUUUAUCCAAAUGAUAAUUAUAUGCAAGGAAAAGAACUUCGUUUGAAACAAGAAUAUUUUCUUGUGGCUGCAACUUUAUCCGAUAUUAUCCGACGAUACAAGCAUUCAAAAUUUGGCGUCACUGCAUCAACACGUGAUGAUUUCAGUACAUUUCCCGAUAAAGUUGCGAUACAAAUGAAUGAUACACAUCCGGCGUUGACUGUCGCAGAAUUGAUGCGUUUGUUAAUUGAUGUCGAAGGUUUAUCAUGGGAUCGAGCUUGGGACAUAACAAAACGAUCAUGCGCUUAUACCAAUCAUACGUUGAUGCCUGAAGCUGUUGAACGAUGGUCAGUGGGGUUAUUGCAACAUGUUUUACCACGACAUUUACAAAUUAUUUAUGACAUCAAUUUACGUCAUCUUCAAGAAGUAGCUACUCGUUAUCCAGGUGAUCACGGUCGUCUUCAAGCUCUUUCGGUUGUCGAAGAAGGUGGAGAUAAACGAAUCAAUAUGGCCUAUUUAGCUAUUAUUGGAUCUCAUGCAGUGAAUGGUGUUGCACAAAUUCAUUCAGAAUUAUUGAAAACAACUUUAUUCAAGUCGUUCUAUGAAUUAUCGCCAGAAAAAUUUCAAAAUAAAACAAAUGGAAUUACUCCACGUCGUUGGCUAGUUCUAAGCAAUCCUAAUUUGAGUGAUGCAAUUGCUGAAAAAGUCGGAGAAAAUUGGAUCACAAAUCUCGAUGAAUUGAAAACUUUACGAGAAUUCGCCGACAAUGAGAUGUUCUUGCGGGACAUUCAACGUGUCAAGCAAGAAAAUAAACAACGUUUAGCUGAAUGGCUUUUGAAAACACACAAUCAAAAGAUCAAUCCGUUGUCAUUGUAUGAUAUGCAGGUGAAACGUAUUCAUGAAUAUAAACGACAACUAUUGAACGUUUUACAUAUUAUUACUCUAUACAAUCGAAUUAAAGCGAAUCCCAAUGGAAAAUAUGUACCAAGAACAGUGAUGAUUGGCGGAAAGGCUGCUCCUGGUUAUCAUAUGGCAAAGAAGAUUAUCAAAUUGGUUAAUAGUGUUGGUAAAAUUGUUAACAAUGAUCCGGUGGUUGGUGAUCGUUUGAAAGUCGUUUAUCUUGAAAAUUAUCGUGUGACUAUGGCUGAGCAAAUUAUUCCAGCAGCUGAUUUAUCUGAACAAAUCUCUCUUGCCGGCAUGGAAGCGAGUGGCACAUCUAAUAUGAAGUUCAUGUUGAAUGGAGCGUUGACAAUCUGUACAUUGGAUGGAGCAAACGUUGAAAUGGCUGAAGAAGUUGGCAAUGACAAUAUUUUUAUCUUUGGCAUGACAGUCGAAGAAGUUGAAAAACGCAGACAAGAAGGAUAUCGCGCACGAAAUUUUUAUGAAAAGAUUCCUGAACUCAAACAAGCAUUGGAUCAAAUUAACAGCGGAUACUUCUCACCGGAGGAUCCCGAAUUAUUUCAUGACAUUGUCAAUAGUUUAUUAUGCGAACAUGGCGAUCAUUAUAUGCUCUUAGCUGAUUAUGAAAGUUACAUUCAGUGUCAAGGACGGGUUGAUGAACUUUUCAAAGAUCCACUUGCCUGGACGAAGAAAAGUCUUUUGAACAUUGCUGCAUCGGGUAAAUUUUCAAGCGAUCGUACUAUUGCGGAAUAUGCUCGCGAGAUCUGGGGUGUUCAACCAGCACUUCAACCAUUACCUAAUCCCCAUGAAGGUCGACCUGGCACGAAAAAUGAAGGCGAAGAAACACAUGGUUCAUCAGCAUCACUUCAAGAUUCAGCCAAAAAGAACGAACAAUAG